Megalobrama amblycephala (Wuchang bream) is the source of this 1196-nucleotide messenger RNA. RefSeq names its product serine/threonine-protein kinase pim-2-like. NCBI's taxonomy places the organism in Eukaryota, Metazoa, Chordata, Actinopteri, Cypriniformes, Xenocyprididae. The record is from RefSeq and is a predicted model, not a curated record. Gene Ontology annotation, biological process: protein autophosphorylation; regulation of mitotic cell cycle; negative regulation of apoptotic process. Gene Ontology annotation, cellular component: cytoplasm. Gene Ontology annotation, molecular function: protein serine/threonine kinase activity; ATP binding. The transcript is spliced from 7 exons. The coding region runs from base 261 to 950 and encodes 229 amino acids.
CUCGCCAUCUCGCCAGUGGACUUGAAGUCCUUCCUCCUGCAGAUCAACAGGAUCAAACCCCUCCAGCUCCAGUCCUCCUCAGUCCAGUCAGUCCAGAACCAGUUCACAACAGGGGGGACGUGACAACUGAGGACGACAUUCUGAACCGGUAUGAAAUCGGCAGAAAGCUUGGUGAGGGAGGAUUCGGAUCUGUUUAUGAAGGGAAACGCUUGGCAGAUGACCUUGAGGUGGCUGUGAAAAUCGUCAGAAAGUCACGGAACAUGAAAUACAUCAACAUUCCUGGUCAUCCCGCACCCCUUCCAUUAGAGGUCGGCCUGUUGAUCCUUGCUAACAGGGGUCCCAAAGUUCCAGAAAUCAUUGAGUUGCUGGACUGGCAGGACCAACCUGUCCAAUGCAUCAUGAUCUUGGAGCGUCCCUCACACUGCCAAGAUCUCUGUGAUUUUUUGGAGAGUCACGGCGGCACCCUCAAUGAGGACACAGCACGGUUUAUAAUGACGCAGGCAUCAAUGGCCGCUCACAUCUGCUUUUCCCGUGGAGUUUUCCACCGAGACAUUAAGUUGGAGAACUUGCUAAUAAACACAGAAACACUUGAGGUCAAGCUGAUCGACUUCGGCUGCGGGGAUCUCCUCCAGGAAUCUAGAUAUGAAAGAUUCUGUGGCACUCGAGAGUACUGUCCACCUGAGUACUUCACAGAGGGCAAGUACCACGGUAAACCAGCUACUGUCUGGUCUCUGGGAGUGCUCUUAUUCUUGCUGGUCUGUGGACGCUUUCCAAAACGCAGAGAUUUGCAGAGGAUUGAUGACGACGUCUGGUUUGAGCCUGGCUUAUCAAAUGAAUGCUGCCACCUGAUUCGAUCCCUCCUGCAGAAAAAACCAAGUGGGCGGAUUGAUUUGAAGAAAAUCAUUUUCCACAAAUGGUUUAUGAUGUCAACAUAUCAUCUGGUGGCCUGAUACAAGACAGUGGCAUCCCUCCCUCCAUGCCUUGGCUGGUGACUCUUGGCUUGUAAUAAUAUAAGCAUCUGGCGAUAUUACUUGCCUAGGAACAGUACAAAAAUUCCCCGUCACAGCCGACUUUAGGCAGAGCUGCAUGUCAUGGACAGAAUUCCUCUCUUGGCUGCUCCUGCCAUGGCCUAUUGUACAAACUGUUAUUGUUCAUUAAAUAUUUUGUUCAAUAAAUAAUAUUUUAUAUAAAUAAUG